ACGUCCGGCGCUCUUGCGGCCCGGGCUGGGGUGCGUGGAGCAGGACCAUGGGUGCACGCCGCCUCCCGCUGCUGUCCGCCGCCUGCGCGCUGCUGGCCCUGGCGCUGGUGCUGGCCGGCGACCCGUAUAGAGAAGACUGCAGAAAUAAAACAUAUCCUCCUUCAGGGCCUACGUACAAAGGGAAUGUUCCUACGUACGUCAUAAAUCUUGAUUUACCUCCCUACAAACGAUGGGUUAAUGUGAUGAAUGACAAAAAAACAGAGUUGAAGAAUGUAAUGAAGAACAUUAAAACCUUAGUAAAUGAAUUCUUCCCUGGUGGCAAAUUUUCUGACUUUGUGGAAGGUAAAAUGGUUCAGUUGCUUUCCAGUCUUCCCCAUCCUUUCAGGGAAGAGAUCGAAGGGAUUGCAAAUACUUCUGGAGCUGUUUUGGGAGAUGUUGUUCUGUUUAACGUCUUCUAUGAGAUUUUUACAGUAUGCACUUCCGUAGUUGCAGAAGACAAGACAGGAAAGCUGUAUCAUGCUAGAAAUUUAGAUUUUGGACUAUUUCUUGGGUGGGAUAUAAAAAAUAGUUCCUGGACUGUAACUCAGCAACUGAAGCCUUUAGUGGUAGCUCUCGAAUUCCAAAGAAACAACAAAACACUAUUUAGGUCAGCAAAUUUUGCAGGGUACAUAGGCAUGUUAUCUGGAGUCAGACCAGGAGCUUUCACUCUUACAAUGAAUGAGCGUUUCAGUAUUGAUGGGGGCUACCUUGGAAUCCUUGAAUGGAUUCUUGGUAAGAGAGAUGGUAUGUGGAUGGGCUUCCUCACUAGGACUGUUCUAGAAAAUAGUACAAGUUAUGAAGAAGCAAAGGAGAAACUAGCUAAAACGAGGUUACUGGCUCCAGCCUACUUCAUUCUGGGAGGAAACAAAUCUGGGCAAGGCUGUGUGAUCACUCGUUCCAGAGCAGCUUCUCUGGAUAUAUGGGACUUGGACAUCAAGCAAGGUACAUGGUUCUUGGUAGAAACAAACUACGAUCGCUGGAAGCCUCCACUUUUCUUGGAUAAUCGUAGAGAUCCUGCAAAGAAGUGCCUGAACCAGACAAAGCAAGAGAACCUCUCCCUAUCAACCAUUUAUGAUGUUCUCUCCACAAAGCCUGUCCUUAAUAAGUUGACAGUGUGCACAACACUGAUGGCAGUUGAUGGUGGCCAUACAGAAACUUAUCUGCGGGAAUGUCCGGAACCCUGUUCUCCAUGGUGAUCCUGUCCUUGCCUAGGAGUUGAGCUCUGCCUAUUGAACUGGAGGCUUGCCAAGAAAAGUGAUCUGACUGUUUCUGGAGAGGCUCCCCAACCUGCGACGUUGUCAGAAGCUUGAUAACUAUAUAGAAAUGGCCAUGAAGUCUUAAGGAUUGAGAUCCAAUGCAGGACGGGUCUUGUCCACUGCUUAACUGAUGGUUCAGACAACAAGCCUAUACUAACCUGCUUUUGUUUCCAUUUCCAAGUUUCUUUUUCUGCAGAUUAAAUACAAUAGUUGCCUCUGGGUCUCUACUAAUCUUCUGGUACUUCAAAAUUUGACUCUUUUUAGUUUUAGACCAAGAAUUCUUUUAAUAAAAAAAAUAGAAUAGGAACAGUACCCUCUUAGUACUAGACAUUUUUUGAUUAAAUUAAUUUUUUAAUGUUUUUAUUUUGAAAAGGAUACAUACAUAGGUCUUAAAAUUAAUUUUAUGAGUCCAGUAUUAAAGUCAUUUUUAAAAUGUCUUAGUAUAAAAUGUCUUAUUCAUAAAGUAGCUAAUUUUACAGUUAGGAAGCAGCUUGGCGUAGAUCCAAGUCAGAAGCGGCUGUUAGCAUUUUGGAGAUUCUUUUCCAUGUUGUUUGACUUUUUUUUUCUUAAAAUGCAGGGUUUAAUGCAUUUUAUAGCAUAAAUAGAUAGGAAUCACAUUAAGACAUUAUCUGGAAACUGUCUUUGAAAACCAUCUCUUUUUUGCCUUAAAAUGAUUGUAUGCUACUCAUUUGUGCAUAAAAUACCAACUUCUGCAAAGUUUUUGUACUCUAUCACAGUACAAGUGAAAGUGGACCCUUUGUGAACAGUACAUAGCGGUACUCUUUUAUUUAUGUUCCUAGCAGAUAAAAUGCCUGUUAGUGGGUGCAUCUACACGAGAUGCCACAUGUGCAGUAGACUAAUUUUGCUAUGCACUAGCAUGGCAGGCAAAAACCUUGGUAGUAUGCAGUAGAAUUAGUCUACUGUCCAUUAGCAUCAUGUAAAAUGCAUGCACCAGCAUUACUAGGCAGUAGCGCCAGUUCCUGUGCAUUUAGUUUCAGUACCUGUGAUAAGAGGUACUAAACUAAAUGUACAAAAACCACUGUGCAUGAAAUCAUGUGUAGAUGUGCCCAGUAAGUAUCAGGCUGAACUGUGUGUGAAGUUGGACAGAAUUAGUAGUGUUUUGGGGAGUGGAAGGAAGAUUAGUAUGGUUUCUGCUGUAAGUGGAUUUUUUUUUAAUUAAAAAAAAAUAAUAAUUAACACAAGGAAGAAGGCAGUCAAAGUUUGGGACAAAAUUCAACCUGUAAGGGGAAAGAUGGGAUGCUUAGAUAAGGUGCCCUAGCAUCCAUUUUCGUAAAGCUGGUUGCCUGCUUUCUAGGAUUCUUCUGAGUAUAAUAAUAGCCAUUUCUCGUCUCUGGAUUUUUCUUUUGUUUGUUUGCCAAUGAUUACACCUCUAAGAUUUAGCUUUCCAUCUCCAGCUCUGUACACUUAACAUGAAGGACCAAGUGUAUUCUCUUCAAUUUUAAACUAACAACUUCUAUGUUUUUAAUUUAUGCUUUAAAAUCUCUUUUUGCCUAUCUUUAUGAUGGCAUUAUAAUGCCUCUAUGAAAUUGAUAUAAAAUUCAUAAUUAUUUUAGUAUACCAUUCUCAUAGGAAAGCAUACCUAAAUCAUCUGCUGUCUUUGAUACUGUAUUGCCUUUUGAAGCUUACCAAAAAUACCUGUUGUAAGGCAUUUAAAAUAACACAUGGUAACAUGAAAACUAAUUUUUAACUGCUAUAGUAUCAAACCUUUACAUCAGUUAUGAAGUCAGCAAUUCUUGAUGCCUAUGUAAUUAUGCUUUUUUUUUUUUUCUUCAGAGAAAUUCAGAAUAAUGACCAUCCAAAACAGCAAGCUCAGGACUCUCUCCAAUAGUUAGAAAUUAAACAAAAAAACUACUUUUGUUCCAACUAGCAAGCUGGAAAGUCUGCAGGGAAGAUCUUGUCCUUUUAAAAAAAAAAAUACACAUAGCUGAGUACAAAUUUGAUUAACCAGCUUAAUGCUGGAAAUAUCUUUAAUGCUAAUAUACUGUGGGGACAAAUUUAGUUUCCACCUUGUCAUACUACUGAUUUUAAAUUAAUGUGGAAUUUUUAUUAGUGUUUAAAAUAAUAAUGCCUUAAUGAAGAGUUACAGUAAGCUUUUAUUUUUUUAUUUUUAUUUUUUAAGUGGGCUAUCUGUUAAUGGUAGACUUAGGGUGUGGAGAGAGAACUUUUGAAACAUUUUCAAGUGAAGUGAGCUUGGAAGCAUUUCAAAAAGAUAUAGAUCUGUGACUUCCAUCCAGGAGGUGCUAGAAGAGGUUGCAGCAACAUGCAGCUCUACUCCACACCUCUUGCUGGGGAUGAGGGAUUGGAGAGUGCUGGAAUGGAAAUAAGCAGAGGACUCAUGUGGGGAAAGAGGGUGGAUGGGGCUCCCUAGUACCUCUGAGAUUCUAACACUUCAGUUCCAAAUCUGCUAACCCCACUCUUCUCAGUGGAGUAAAGAGGAGGAGAGCUGGAAAGGCUAGCAGUGGGGGGCCCUAGAAAUAGUGGGGUCUGUGAAAAACAGAUGAUGCACAGGGACAGGGAAUCCAUGCAAGUGAAAUGCUUCAGAAUAGUACUUCCAUUUCAAGAGGUGCUGCUUUGGAACACUUUAGCUGCUUUUGAAACAUUUCAAAGGGCAUAUUUAUACAGCUGGUCUUUUGAAAUGUUCCAGAAGUGUUUGAAAUGUUUCAGUUGUUCCUUCUGUCCACACCCUUAUUCCAUGAGUUACACUCCAUCUUGCUAAUGCUCCAAAACAAAAUUAUUUUUUUUGCCUGAGGAUCUUGAGUAAUAAUUAAAACCUUAAUCAUCUAAAAAAGUAAAUGGAAACUGGCAUACAGGUGGGCAAAGUGAAAUCUAGGUUUUUUUCAGGGGAGAUGGGAUCUUCAAUAAAUCUCAGAGUAAUGGAAUAGGAUGCAAGCUCCUGGUCCCUUCUCCAAAUAGUGAAAUGUCCUGCUUGAAUACAUGGUAAGAGUGGCAUUGUACUACUUUUAUUCCUUUUGUUCAAGUCAACUGAAUUAAGUGUCUCUGUGUGCGCCUAAUUAUAAAAUUAACAAGCAAAUAACUAGAAACAUCCUUACCUGCAAAUUCACAUAGUUCAACAUUACCCCAUACCCAACUUUUAAUCUGAUUUCCGCCUCCCCCACAAUGAUAGAUUGGAGUAAUAUUUUUUUUUACUGAGAUAUAAGCAUAUCAAGAGCAUACUAGAGACCAAAGUUCUUAUUUCCAAAUAUGUCUGUAUUACAUAACACCUUUGUAUAUAUGAAUGUAGUAAUUAAUAAUGGACAAAAGAUUCAAAGGUAGACAAAUGUUGCACCACUUCUCAUAAAGAGCCAAAGUGUAAGCUACUAAACGCACAUCCUAAUCCAGGAUUAUUAUAUAAGAAUUUCAUUGCUUAAGGUUAUGUAGCAUAAAACAGAACAGUGCUUCCUGGAAUGUGGUCUAAAAUUUUAAUGGCACUUCUGUUCUUCUUUAAGUAGCAAACACGUGGAUCAUUCCUUGUGCAAAAUAACUCGGUCUUGUUGCAUGAUGUCUCUGAUGCUAACUGAAUUGCAUUUUUGUUUCUGUAACUUCAAAUAACUGAAACCUGCUGGAACCUGCAUACUCAUGGAAUUUGUGAUAUUUCCUACCUAAGAAAAUAAAACUGAAAAAAUUAUAGGGAAA
Alligator mississippiensis (American alligator) is the source of this 4949-nucleotide messenger RNA. It is a transcript of the gene ASAH1, whose product is annotated as N-acylsphingosine amidohydrolase 1. Gene Ontology annotation, biological process: fatty acid metabolic process. Gene Ontology annotation, cellular component: lysosome. The transcript is spliced from 14 exons. NCBI's taxonomy places the organism in Eukaryota, Metazoa, Chordata, Crocodylia, Alligatoridae. The coding region runs from base 48 to 1235 and encodes 395 amino acids. Gene Ontology annotation, molecular function: fatty acid amide hydrolase activity; N-acylsphingosine amidohydrolase activity. The record is from RefSeq and is a predicted model, not a curated record.